Molecule: messenger RNA, 1925 nt
Organism: Cornus florida
Lineage: Eukaryota; Viridiplantae; Streptophyta; Magnoliopsida; Cornales; Cornaceae
Product: nicotinamide adenine dinucleotide transporter 1, chloroplastic
Exons: 9
Coding region: 602-1549 (315 amino acids)
Biological process (GO): NAD transmembrane transport
Molecular function (GO): NAD transmembrane transporter activity
Source: RefSeq, a predicted model, not a curated record
GAAGUUUGGAACCCAUCCAUCAGACGAAUUUAGAAACCCAAUGACCUUUUUUGGGUAAGUAAAUUAUAUACACUAAUACACGCCCUCAUAAUUGAAUACAAGGAAGAGGAUACACCAUUUUCAACCACUCAUCAAUGCUAUGCUAAUAUUUAUAUUAUUUGUUGAUUAAAUUCUGAGCUUUGGGGUAAGAAAAAGAGGACUGGGUCCAUUUGUGGCGAUUCGGGCGGCGGAGAAAGAAGACGAUAAUAGAGAGAGACGCCAAGGAAUAGGGUCAUUCUUUCUUCUUCGACUCUCUCUUAUCAUCAUCUUCAACAAAUGAGACCCAGACCUUUCCAUAUUCAUGUUGAUUUUCUUCUUCAAAUCAUUAUCGAUCUCAUCGAUUCAUCAUCAUCAUAGAGAACACGAACAAUCAGCUGUUGGUAGUCUCUGAUUUGUUCGGUCGCAAACCGAACCCUAAAUCCGAAAGAAAUUCAAACCGAUUUGACUGACUCUUCACUGGCCAUGCGACCUUGGUUCGCUGUGAUCUCCCUCUCGAGAGAGGACUUGUUCAAUUCCAAGCAACACUUGCAAUCGUCUCAAUCGUUUUCUCAUAGUUUCAGUAAUGGCCGCCGAUUCUCAUGGCCCUAGUCCCAAGGGCCUUCUCUGCAAUGCUGGAGCUGGUGCCGCAGCUGGAGUUAUUGCAGCUACGUUUGUGUGUCCUUUAGAUGUUAUUAAGACAAGGUUUCAAGUUCAUGGGCUACCAGCUGUCAACAAUGGAACUAUUAGAGGUAGUCUUAUAGUUGGUAGUUUGGAACAAAUAUUUCAGAAGGAGGGGCUGCGCGGCAUGUAUCGAGGGCUUUCCCCCACUGUUCUUGCAUUACUUCCAAACUGGGCAGUUUAUUUUACAAUUUAUGAGCAGCUGAAAAGCUUUCUUUACUCUGAUGAUGAGAAGCAUCAUCUCUCGAUUGGUGCCAAUAUGAUUGCUGCUUCUGGUGCUGGAGCUGCAACAACCAUUGCCACUAAUCCUAUUUGGGUAGUCAAGACAAGGCUUCAGACUCAAGGAAUGAGAGCAGGUGUUGUACCAUACAGGAGUACGUUGUCUGCUUUGAGGAGAAUUGCUAGUGAAGAGGGUAUUCGUGGCUUAUACAGCGGUCUUGUGCCUGCGUUGGCUGGUGUCAGCCAUGUUGCCAUCCAAUUCCCAACUUAUGAGAAAAUUAAAGAAUAUUUGGCCAGUCGAGAUAACACUACAAUAGAUAAACUUAGUGCACGGGAUGUUGCUGUUGCCUCCUCAGUUUCCAAAAUAUUUGCAUCUACAUUGACAUAUCCACAUGAGGUAGUACGUUCAAGGCUACAAGAACAAGGGCACCACUCUGAUAGACGGUACUCUGGCGUUGCUGACUGCGUUAAGAAAGUAUUUCAGCAAGAGGGCAUCCCUGGAUUUUACCGUGGGUGUGCAAUCAACCUGCUCAGGACUACCCCAGCUGCUGUAAUCACAUUCACCAGCUUUGAGAUGAUUCAUCGGUUUCUUGUUACUUCGUUCCCUCCUGAUCCACACCCUCACACAUUGUGAAAGAUUAAUCAUCAUCAAAUUAUCAGUGGAUAAAGCAAUGUGCAUUACUAUGCUAGCAGGCAAGUAAAUUUUGGCCAGUGUCAUUUUGUUAAGACGAGGAUACAGCCUCCUUGAUUGGAUGUGUAUUUCAAUUUAUUGGUCGGUGGAAGAUACAUUCAAUAGCAAUGGGAACCCUCAUUGAACUUCUGUAAUGUGAAGCUCGUGGAAAAAGUGAGGAGUACGACAAAUUGAUGAUUAUAAUGACGAUAAAGAUUACAUUGUGGACAUUUUAAACAUUUAAAUUUUUUUUUGGAAUACUGAAUAAUUGGGAUCUGUUUCAAGUUUGCCCAGGAUUAACAUUCACUUACUAUUUAAUCUCAUCUGUGGAUUUUGGUUA